UGUACGAAGUUCUUUUAGCGGUUGUCAAGCCAAAGUUAAGAAACUUUAGGGCAAUUAUUACACUCUUUCGUGUACUUGCCACAGUCAGAGGGGAAAAAUGAAGAUCGAGGAAGUUAAAAGUACCACUAAGACGCAGCGAAUAGCCACUCAUAGCCACGUGAAGGGACUUGGUUUGGAUGAAAAUGGCGACGCUCUCACGAUGGGUUCUGGCCUCGUGGGUCAAGAAACUGCUCGGGAGGCAGCAGGAGUAGUGGUUGAACUGAUUAAAUCUAAAAAGAUGGCUGGAAGAGCAAUCCUUCUAGCUGGUCCCCCAGGAACUGGAAAGACUGCAUUAGCUCUUGCUAUUGCUCAAGACCUGGGUCCAAAGGUUCCAUUCUGUCCUAUGGUUGGGAGUGAAGUGUACUCUUCUGAAAUCAAGAAGACAGAAGUUUUAAUGGAGAAUUUUAGAAGAGCAAUUGGCUUGAGGAUCAAGGAAACAAAGGAAGUUUAUGAAGGAGAGGUGACUGAGCUGACACCCUGUGAAACAGAGAAUCCUAUGGGAGGUUAUGGUAAAACUGUCAGUCAUGUGGUGAUAGGACUAAAAACAGCCAAAGGAACUAAGCAGCUUAAGCUGGAUCCAUCAAUAUAUGAAAGCCUUCAGAAGGAAAAGGUAGAAGUCGGUGAUGUGAUUUACAUUGAGGCAAACAGUGGAGCAGUUAAGCGUCAAGGGAGAUCUGACACGUUUGCCACAGAAUUUGAUCUUGAGGCUGAGGAGUAUGUACCACUACCCAAAGGUGAUGUCCACAAGAAGAAGGAAAUUGUGCAGGAUGUAACUCUGCAUGACCUUGAUGUGGCAAAUGCAAGACCACAGGGAGGACAAGAUAUUCUUUCCAUGAUGGGACAGCUGAUGAAGCCUAAGAAGACAGAAAUCACUGACAAAUUAAGAAAAGAGAUUAAUAAGGUGGUAAAUAAAUACAUCGAUCAAGGGGUCGCUGAACUCGUUCCUGGCGUGUUGUUCGUCGAUGAGGUUCACAUGUUGGAUAUCGAAUGCUUUACUUAUUUACACCGAGCUUUAGAGUCGACAAUUUCCCCGAUUGUUAUAUUUGCAACAAAUCGAGGAAACUGCACAAUAAGAGGCACGGAAAUAAGUGCUCCCCACGGGAUACCCCUGGAUCUGUUGGAUCGACUUAUGAUCAUCCGUACCCUACCCUACUCACAAGAAGAAAUGGUUCAAAUUAUUCGUAUUCGAGCCCAGACGGAGAACAUUCAAGCUGAUGAUGAAUCGCUGAGCCUUUUAGGAGAAAUCGGCACUAAAACUACUUUGAGAUAUGCAGUUCAGUUGCUGACGCCGUCUAACCUACUCGCUCGCAUCAAUGGUCGUUCAAGUAUCAACAGACAGGAUGUGGAAGAAAUAAACGAGCUAUUUUACGACGCCAAAUCUUCAGCAAAACUUUUGGCAGAGCACGAGGACAAGUACAUGAAGUAAAGACACUGAACCUGAGCCGUAUCGCCAAGAGAGAUGUUCUUUCCUCGUAAUGUUACUUUUAGUUACGUGUUAAAGCACUGUCAAGUCAGUUGUGGUAACUAUUUAUAACUGUCACAGUAUAAGCGUUUGUAUUUUAUGGAUAGUGUGUUUUUGCAUAAAAAGAAAUACCGGUAGUUUUAAAGUCGCCAUUUUGAGGUGUGUUGGGUCUUUUCCUGGAAAGGUCGGAACUUUGACGCUUCCUCCCCUCCUUAGUCACGACGAGAUUACCUCUGGGGGAGUAAAAAAAUGAUAGCUGCGCACGUUAGCUAGGAAGAGGUUUGCAAAGAGUUUAUAAGUGAUGCGUGUUUGAGGCCAAAAUAGACAUGUGAAGCGUGGAUUGAACGGGAGCGCGAACGUGAUUUUGAAGUUAUGGACCUGCGCGAGGGGUGUUUGCCUCCUGAAAUAUAAGUGAACUGCGAAUAUUAUCUUUCAUUUCGUGAAAACCUCAAGAUUUCCCUGAAAACUCAUACACAAGAUGAGAGAGUUUCAGAUUUCCCUGUUAAAUUCGUGACGCGUGAAGUGCGCGUGAAGUGUUUUUAAAAAAUUAGUGAAACUUGAUCAGAACCCCCCACCACCCCUCCCUGUUUGCUUCCCCCUAGAAUGUUGCAGAUCAAACUAAUCUUCUGACGCUAGGCAUUUACUCUUACAACUUAUAGCUCUUAGUACACAAUUAUAUUUUCGUUCAAGGCUGAUAAAGUAUUCCUCUCCACAAUGCUAUCGACUUGGGAAACCCAGCAUCAACUUGUCCCGCUGUAGAAUUAAAACUGUAAAAGAGGUUUUCCUUGAAGAAGUAUGUGUCGCCAUUUUUAUCUGAAAACACGGUAUCGGGGUCAUUCGGGACGCCUCUCCAAGUCGAGGCUAUGAGCCGCGGGAAGCCUGGGUCUACUUCUUGGGAGGUGUCAUUGAAGCGGAAGUAAUUCGAGUCUUUGAAGAAGUAUGUGACACCAUCUAUGUAUCUAAAACAAAUGAAAGGAUUUCCAGUUCAGGAUCAAAAUCGAAAUUUCUCGCUCUGCAUAUCCGAGUAUGCAGUAGUUGAUUCGUUUUAUUCGGGACGCGUAGGAAAAUCUCCAAAGUAAAGGAAUCUA
Molecule: messenger RNA, 2589 nt
Organism: Pocillopora verrucosa
Lineage: Eukaryota; Metazoa; Cnidaria; Anthozoa; Scleractinia; Pocilloporidae
Product: ruvB-like 1
Biological process (GO): regulation of transcription by RNA polymerase II; box C/D snoRNP assembly; chromatin remodeling
Cellular component (GO): Ino80 complex; NuA4 histone acetyltransferase complex; Swr1 complex
Molecular function (GO): ATP binding; DNA helicase activity; ATP hydrolysis activity
Source: RefSeq, a predicted model, not a curated record